GGGAACCAAAGUAUGGAGUAAUAAGUCAAUUUCCUGUGAUGGAUUGGCCCGAAGAUAGGUUCCGACCAAAUAACUUUAAGUCUCCAAGAUCAUUUGAACACUUCGAAGCUGGUUAUUUGAAAUUUGGAUUAAAACGUUACCAAAUUAUGGUUGAAUUAACUGCUAGUCAUAGAACUGGUGUUCAUCGAUAUACUUUUCCGCCUGCUGAAAAUAAUGCAAAAGUUCUUCUUGAUUUAGCUCAUAUUUUAUCUUUUGGUUUGAGUGCCAGAUAUGAAAGUGCUGCAAUCACUUGUUUAUCUUACAAUCAAAUAAAAGGUGUAGGUCGAUAUAGAGGUGGCUGGAACAGCGACGGGCCAUAUAGAGUCUUUUUCUGCUCCCAAUUCAACGUCAAUGCUACUAAUUAUGAGACUUGGUGGAACGAUAGAAUCAACGAAAACACAACAUCCUAUAUAGGUGUAUCUUUCGUCGAUAAGAUUGGUGCUAUUCUAACUUUUGAUACAACUAAAAAUCCUGUAAUUGUUUCUAGAGUUGGAAUCUCAUUUAUUUCGGAUGAUCAAGCAUGUGAAAAUGCUGAAAAUGAAGUACCAAAUUGGAAUUUUGAAAAGACGAGGCAAGAGGCUGUUAAUAUUUGGAAUAAAGCAUUAGGAAGGAUUUUUGUUAAAGGUGGAACUAUAAAUGUUACUGAAUCUUUUUAUAGUAACUUAUAUAGAACAAUGAUUAUUCCUAGUGAUAGAACUGGUGAGAAUCCUAAUUGGAAAUCAAUCGAUAAAAAGGGCAAUCCUAUGCCAUAUUAUGAAGAUUUCUAUACUUUGUGGGACACAUUCAGAACCACAAAUCCAUUAUUUACGCUUUUUCAACCAGAACGUGCUGUGGAUAUUACUAAUUCACUUGUCGAUAUUUAUGUACAUGAUGAUUAUAUGCCUGAUGGAAGAAGUGGUUCAUGGAAUGGAAUUACUCAAGGAGGAUCUAAUGCUGAUAUGGUUGUGGCAGAAACAUACUUAAAGAAUCUAGAUGUCAGUGGUAAAAUAGAUUGGGGAUUAGCGUACAGUGCUCUCAUCAAAGAUGCGGAGGUAGAUCCAUGGGAUAUGGGCUUAGUCGAAGGUCGAUUAUAUUUAACUGAUUAUAAGAAAUACGGUUAUAUCCCUUUUCCAUAUGAUGGUGAAACUGGAUAUGCUAAUGCUCAAUGUAGUCGAACUUUGGAGUAUAGUGCUAAUGAUUAUAGUAUUAGUCUUGUUGCUAAAGGUUUGGGUAAAAUUGAUGACUAUAUAAAGUACAAAAAACGCGCAAGAAGUUGGGAGAAUUUAUGGUGUUCAAAUAAAACUUAUAAUG
Messenger RNA from Scutellospora calospora, 1329 nucleotides. Lineage: Eukaryota; Fungi; Glomeromycota; Glomeromycetes; Diversisporales; Gigasporaceae. The record is from the annotation of a GenBank genome assembly.